Messenger RNA from Miscanthus lutarioriparius, 1026 nucleotides. Lineage: Eukaryota; Viridiplantae; Streptophyta; Magnoliopsida; Poales; Poaceae. The record is from the annotation of a GenBank genome assembly.
AUGGCUCGAGCACCUGGCGGCGCCCGGCGGCGGGGCGGAGGCAGCGGCAGGAGGGACGCGGCGGCGGGCAGGGGCGAGGCGGUGCGGAAGGGGCACUGGACGGCGGAGGAGGAUGCGGUGCUGCUGGAGCACGUGCGCGUGCACGGGCCCCGGGACUGGAGCUCCAUUCGAUCCAAAGGCUUCCUGCCGCGCACCGGCAAGUCCUGCCGCCUCCGCUGGGUGAACAAGCUCAGGCCAGACCUCAAGACUGGCUGCAAGUUCUCUGCAGAGGAGGAGCGGGUGGUGCUGGAGCUGCAGGCGCAGUUCGGGAACAAGUGGGCGAGGAUCUCCACCUACUUGUCGGGCAGGACGGACAACGACGUCAAGAACUUCUGGAGCACCCGCCAGAAGCGGCUCGCCAGGCUGCUGGGAACGCCUCUCCGCGGCAGGUUCCCUGCCUGGAUCAAGUUCCAUUGGAGGGCAGCUCCUCUGGUGUUCAUCCAUGCAGAGCAGCAAUACCAUUCAUGGACGCACAGAAAGUUCCAUUGGAGGGCAGCUCCUCUGGUGUUCCACCUAUGCAGCGCAGCAACACCAUUCAUGGACGCGCAGAGUGCUGCACUAGCCCCGUACGAUUGGGCAGGCUCCGGGCUUGUCGGUUUCGACGGAGCACUGCCGCUGGCCUCCGACAGCCACGCGUGCUCGUCGUCCAACGCUGCCGCACUGCCACCACUGCUGCCGUUCGACCAGCCUCCGUACCCUCUGCUCGACUUCCCAGGGCUACCACCGGCGGGCUGGAACAUGGCUCCUGGGUUCGCCAACGCCGGCGCUAUGGACCAUCUCGCCUACCAGGAGCUGCUGCCGGUGACGCAACCCGCUCCAAUGAUGCUCCCGUUCUUCGGCACGGAGUACCCGCACGGCGGCGUCAAGGCCGAGCUUCCGGACGCGGCGCCCGACAACUUCUUCGAGGACCUGCCGCCGGACAUGUUCGACUCCCUUGAUCAACCGCCGCCGCCACUGUCACCGGCUGCGACGAGCUCUGGAUUUUGA